GAGUCUGGUAGUACUUCUGCCAAAUAAAAUAUCCUCUUCCUCGCCCUCGUCUGCAUCUACUACUCCGAGAACGCACCAGGGGAGCGGGGUGAGAGCUCCAGAAGCCGUCAUCAUGGUGCAUCCGAUUGCGGAGGCCGACGAGCGGAGCCCCAUGGGCGGGCUCACCGCGGAGGAGUACUACGCGCGCCACGGGGUCACGCACACCUCCUCCACCUUCGUCAACCCGCGCGGGCUGCGGAUCUUCACGCAGCGUUGGGUGCCCAGCGGCGACGCCCCCGUGCUCGGCGCCAUCGCCGUCGUCCACGGCUUCACCGGCGAGUCCAGCUGGAUGGUGCUCCUCACGGCCGUCCACUUCGCCAAGCAGGGCUUCGCCGUGGCCGCCGUGGACCACCAGGGCCACGGCUUCUCCGAGGGCCUCCAGGCCCACAUCCCGGACAUCGCCCCCGUGCUCGACGACUGCGAGGCCGCCUUCGCGCCCUUCCGCGCCGACUACCCGCCCCCGCUGCCCUGCUUCCUCUACGGCGAGUCCCUCGGCGGCGCCAUCGCGCUGCUGCUGCACCUCCGGGACAAGCCCCGCUGGUGCGACGGCGCCGUGCUCAACGGCGCCAUGUGCGGGGUCAGCCCCCGGUUCAUGCCGCCGUGGCCGCUGGAGCACCUGCUGUGGGCGGCCGCCGCCGUGGCGCCCACCUGGCACGUCGCCUUUACCAGGGGGAACAUCCCCGGGCGGUCCUUCAAGGUGGAGUGGAAGCGCGCGCUGGCGCUGGCCAGCCCGCGCCGCACCACGGCGCCGCCCCGCGCCGCCACCGCGCUGGAGCUCCUCCGGGUGUGCCGGGAGCUGCAGGCGAGGUUCGAGGAGGUGGAGCUGCCGCUGCUGGCGGUUCACGGCGGCGACGACACGGUGUGCGACCCGGCGUGCGUGGAGGAGAUGCACCGCCGCGCGGGGAGCAAGGACAAGACGCUGCGCGUGUACCCCGGGAUGUGGCACCAGAUCGUCGGCGAGCCGGAGGAGAACGUGGAGCAGGUCUUCGCCGACGUCGUCAGCUGGCUCAAGGCCCGCGCAGCCGCCGGUCCGCACUCCGCACUACAGUAGUUGGUUAGUGGUUGGGUCACGCGUGGCGCGCGGGCCGUGUCAGUCAGGUACAGGCAGGUGCGUCGUUCCUGUUGGGAGAGAUGGAUCAAUCAUGGAUCAUGGAUCAUGGGCAGGGCGUGCUUGGUGUGUGUGGUCCGUGGCCGGUGCAAGUACGGCCGCAAUAAAAGAUUUUGUUGACUUGUACAUUGAUGAAAUGUGUGAUCUGGUCCUGGUGUUGUGUAGGAGUAUCUUCGUAUUUGCAAGCAAGUGGGCAUGGCUUCUCAUCAAUGAAAAUUUUCAUGCCGUCGUGGUCUC
Triticum dicoccoides is the source of this 1384-nucleotide messenger RNA. RefSeq names its product caffeoylshikimate esterase-like. The transcript has a single exon. The record is from RefSeq and is a predicted model, not a curated record. NCBI's taxonomy places the organism in Eukaryota, Viridiplantae, Streptophyta, Magnoliopsida, Poales, Poaceae. The coding region runs from base 113 to 1090 and encodes 325 amino acids.